This is a messenger RNA of Podarcis raffonei (Aeolian wall lizard), 9033 nucleotides long. It is a transcript of the gene AKAP11, whose product is annotated as A-kinase anchoring protein 11. Gene Ontology annotation, cellular component: cytoplasm. The record is from RefSeq and is a predicted model, not a curated record. Bases 152 to 5995 code for a protein of 1947 amino acids. Gene Ontology annotation, molecular function: protein kinase A binding. Lineage: Eukaryota; Metazoa; Chordata; Lepidosauria; Squamata; Lacertidae. Gene Ontology annotation, biological process: intracellular protein localization. The transcript is spliced from 13 exons.
GAUGGUCCGCGAGUUGUGGGGGGAAGGAAGGAAACGCCUCAGCCAAUGCAUUGGGAGGAAUAAAACCUGGUAAAAUCUCCAGUUGCAAGUGGAGGUGUUUCCAUGUUCUAAAGAAGUUGUUGGAUUCAUCAUUAGAAACAAAAAGUAAGCAAUGGAUGGCCAUAUCAGGAUCCGAAGCAGUCAUAGGAUGUCAAGGGUACCAGUGAGAAAGAGCUUUGGUGAGUGUUCAAUGCCUCCCAUGAAGGCAUUGUUGCAAAGUGAAAAAGAAUUAUGCACAGUAUCAGCAGAAGAGUUGAAGGCGGAGAAAGACAAUUUCAAUGAGGUCACAUUUCUGUGCUUUGCUGAUGAGACAGCUGUUGCUCCUAAGGAAUUGGCAGCCAUGUCUGUUGAGCUCCCAGAUCUUCUGAAAUCCCUCCAUUUGUGCACUUUACAUGAAAAUGAUGUCAUUUUCCUAAAGGAUAUUCAUAAACCAUUGGAGACCAGUGUUCUUAAGCAGAAGAAUUACCCCUCACGGAUUCUGUGUGUGAUGAAAUUGUCUCCAUCAUUCGCGAGACACGAAGUGGAUUCUUUAUUUACUUUACUGAGUAAAUAUGCUGCUGGUAUAAGAUGUACUGUGGAAAUACGCUCAUUGCAGAAGCACCUGUCUGUCAUACCCCAUGCUGAGGAUGAUGAUACUAAUCAGUCAGUGUCAUCAAUUGAGGAUGAUUUCGUUACUGCGUUAGAACAUUUAGAUGAAGAUGAGCCCACAAAAAUGAUAAACUCUGGCCAAGUUACACCUGAGAAACUUCAAGAUGCUGCUUUGCAGACCAUCUCUGUUCAACGUUUGGAAUCUCUUGAUCCAAAAUUUCAUUUUCUACAUCGGAAGCCGUCUGUCAAGUCAUCAACUUCUCUAGUUAACAUCUUGGAAUUAAAAGAAUUGUCUUCUGUAAGAAAUUCUGUCACAACUUCUGUUUCGGAUCCUUGGCUGCAGAGGAGUUUCUUCAGGCCACAGAAUUCUUCUGAUCAGAAUGUUAACGCUUUAUGUAAAACACUGUUUUCUUCCUCUCCUGCUGAAUCAUCAGAGUCAGAUUGUUCUAGCCCAAGCCCUAUUAUUUUCUUAGAUGAAGAAGGGUAUCAGAGAAGCCUAAAGGCAAAACUUCAGCUACCAAAAAUCCCAGUAAUGAAAGAUGGCAUAGAGGAUUCAGACUCUGAAGUAAGUGAAUUUUUCGAUAGCUUUGACCAAUUUGAUGAACAAGAACAAACCCUGGAGAGUGGUUGUAAACAUGCUAGGGGUCCUGUCCUUCAACAUCCAUCUCAUAUGAAAAUGAUUUCGCAUAAAAGGCCACGCUCUGCAACCGCUGCAAUGAAUCCUCAAAGGUUCAAGGUUGAUCAUCCCACUCUUCCAGCCAAUGUGAGGAAGCCAACGCCUCGCAAACCAGAAUCUCCAUAUAGCAACCUCUUGGAUGUUCCCGAUUCCCCCCGGCCAUUGAAAACAUCAGGGGAUGACAGUGGAGGCUUGUUCAGCCCUAUCAGAUCUUCAGCUUUCAGUCCAUUAGGCAGUUGUCUUUCAACAGAGUGUCCUUGUCAGUUGGGUGUCAGUAGAGAUGCCAUUAACCAAAAGCACAAUCUGGUUUGUCACCCAUACUCAGAUUUUGCAAAUAAUAUUUCCUUUGAAAUCUUAGGUUCGGUCUUUAAUUCCAGAUCUCCAUCAUCAUGUAGAUGCACACAGGAAUUUUCUAACAGUAAUAGGAUUGUCUCAAAAGAAGAAACAGCCCAGUCAGCAAAAACCCAAGGGGAAACUUCUGGAAAAGAAUUAGAAAGCAGACAAAAAUCUAAAUGCAAAUCACUAAAGAUUAAAGACCACAUCCAGAAAUUUGCAUCAGAGCUCGUUGAGAAGAGUUUUGGCAGUGCUUUUAAAGAUCUUCAGAAAGGUGUUUCUUCAUGUACUAAUGCACUCUGUCACUUGGCUGCAAAACUGACUUCUUCAAUCUUUCAAAUGGCUUUUUAUGAGAUUGGGAGGCAGCAAGCUUUUUCACUGAAGAAGAAAGCUAUUAAUGGACUAGCAGGCUUUUUGGUGAGUGAAGCGUUAACAGGUGCUUUAAAAGAGCUACAUUCUGUAAAGCAACAAAUAUUUACCAACACAGUUGCAAAAUUUGCAGCAAACCUGGCUGAGGAACUAAUUUUUGAGGGGAUCAUGGAAGUGUGCCAGUUUUCACACCCAUCAACUCCUACAACUUUUCAGAACUGGUCCUUCCAUUAUGAUGAUAAAGUUAUACAGUCAUAUUCCAAAGACUUGUCUGAGUCAGUUAUUCAGGAAGCUUUUAUUGAGUUAUCACAGGUUGAGGUGGCAUUUACAACACAAGCAGCUAUUAGUAUUUCCACGGACAAUAUAAAGUACAUAGGUGCAGAAAGUAGUUUGGAGUCAACACAGGCCUCCAAUGCUUCUUCUGAGUUUCAUGAUCAAGAACCAGUAGCCUUGAAUUCAAUACAGGAAUUCAGGGAGGAAUAUACUGUCCAUAAAGCUUUGUUCUGUACUUCUGGCAUUGCAAGUUCAAUCCCGGUGCCCUUAGCUGGAAGCAUACUUUGUCAAAAUCAGAUUUUAUUUAAUGACAUACAGGUAAGGAAACAUUCAGCGUCAACGGGCAGUCUGAAAUUUUAUAAAAAAUCAGCAGAGCGGUGUUGUGCAACACAAAAAAGACAAGAUGAAGUGACAUCAAUUAGAAAUGUUUACUUGAUGACAGAUAGCAGUCAGAACAGUGAAUAUAAUGCACAUAUUGUAUGUACACAAAGUGACUUUAAGCAAGCAAAUAGCCCUGAAGUCAGUAAAUUUUCAGACUUGACAACUAGGAUGCCAAGCGUCAGUAAUUUUUCUGGAACAAUGGUAGAUAUGAUUGUAACGGAGGCAUAUGAAGCAGUAACCUCUUCCAAGACAUCCAAAAAUGCAGAGCAAUACACAGAAAUACUAAAAUUGGAUAAAACGUCAUAUUUGCCAUGCAUUGGUGAAGAUGCCUGUGAGAAUAUGUUUGCAAAUUAUUUAGCCAAGCGAAUAGUGAAACAGUCUGUAGAUGAAACUAAAUCUGCAUGUUCUGUUACCGGUGAGAAAUUAGCAUACUGUGUGGGAUUGGGAACCAGUAAAAAAAGCAAUAGGAAAGAAUUGCAUAGUGCAAUAAAACCAUCAGAAACAAACAAAAGUAUUCCAGUAAUUGUAGGGCAGCAGCAGAUGCCCUUGAACAGCUCAUCUAGAUUUCAUGUAUCGCCAGUUUACUCUAAUAGGUGUCUGCUUUCAGGGUCUAAGGAUGGCAUUCAGGGGAAAAAGAGACAUGUGGGUUGCAGGACUUCCACAUCAACGUCAUCUCCUUGUUCUGCAGUGACUUUUGUGAAACCUGCUGAAGAGUUUCCAGAUGCAGAAAGCUGUUCAGCAAAAUCCUUAAGCAGCCCGCUGGGAAAACACAACACAUACAAAUCAGCCGGGCACUCUGCGCUCUGCUCUACAUUUGGUCCUGAAAGAACUUUUCCUAGCAUUAAUGCCUUCACUUCUGUGGCAACUAACGGUGAAGAUGCAUUUCAGAUGGAAGACAAAUUGAGUAUCCGAGAUGAAACUCCUUGUGUCCUACCAGACACACCUCCACCAACACCUUUAAUAGCAACUCAAACGAGUUCAGAGUGGAAUUUAAGAAAGCUAUCAAAGAAACUGAAAGGUGAACUAGCAAAGGAGUUUGCACCCGCGACACCCCCUUCUACCCCUUACCGAUCAGAAACCGGUGGAGUAUAUGAAAAUGAACGUCAUGACUUAGAAAAGGAAGAGUUCAUGUUGAAACUGAUGCGGUCUCUCUCUGAGGAAGUUGAAAGCAGCGAAGAUGAAGAGCAUUGGCUUGUAGCAUUGGACGAGAGAACGAAAGCAUCAGGAAGGACAACCGAAUAUGCCGAUCAUCUAGCCACUCACAUAAUUGCUGUGGCAACCGAAAUGGCUGCUUCACAUUUAGAUUAUAAAGCGGUUCAAAUGGAGAAUAAUAAAUGCUUUCAAAUAAGUGCGGAAAAUAAAAGAUGUGGGCAUAGUGGAUUUGUGAAUGUUUCAGAAGCCAGCCUACAUUCGUUGUUGGUUUAUGCUGGUAAUAUGGCUGGAAAGGUCAUUAGUGAAGCUAAGAAAAUAGUUGAAUCCAAACAUUGCACGCUUCUAAGGCUGAAGCAAGUGAACUGCGGGGCGGAUGGCGUUCGUCCCAAAAUAAACACUCAUAAAUGCUGGUCCAAAGACAUGAGGUGUCCCUGGGCAGACCAGGGGUCUCAAGAGACAGACUCUUCUAUACUCUCUCUACCCCAGCACCCAGAAACUCCAGGUCUGACCUCCAAAUAUCCAAGUUGUGAGAGUGUAACUGAUGAAUAUGCAGAUCACAUCAUUCGUAUUCUGAAAAGAGAAGGUGGCCACAGUGAACUGAUAAUGGAUCAGUUUGCCAGUAGACUUGCUUACAGAUCUAUAAAAUCUGGAAUGCAGGAAGCUGCUGGGAAACUCAGGAUGAAGUAUAAAAGUAAAAUAGCUCCCUCCGAGGGCUCAAAGGUAAACAGUAAGGCUGAUCCGGGUGUGGAUGGAAAGAAACAGAAAAAAGGGAACAUUUGUCAUUUGGGGCAGCAAGCCUGUGGAAACAAAUGUAGCACACACAGAACUGAAUGUACAAAGUUGCUAGAUUUUUCAGAAUCCCUUGCUGGUAGCAUAACAUCUGAUGUCAGAAGAAAAAUAAUGAGAGGAGCUUGUCUGUCAAAAUCUUUAACUGAUUCCUGUUUGUAUAAAAAAUCUAAGAAUGAUCAAGUCACUGAUCUUAAAGCAACAUUUUCUAAAGCACUUUCUCCUUUCUGUUGCAAACAAAAGCUUUAUCAUAGUACAGGCAGUUUAAAUGAACCUACCUACAGAAAUGGCAUUAUUCAUGCCAUUGAACAGUAUGCUAGGAAGGUAGUAGAUGACACUUUAGAAGCUAGCUUGGAAUCUGCUACGCUGCAAACUACUGAAAACUGGACAAAUGGAGACAGAACAACAUAUGCAGAAAAGUUGUCUCCAUUUUCUGCAACAGCCUGCAGAUACUGUAGUAUGAAGGAGCAUCAAUACUCUGCUGGAAGUUCAUCUUUGCAGCUGACUCGGCAAGAACUCCACUCUCAAGUUCAUCAGGUUCCCAGAAUAAGUGGAAUCUGUCCUAAAUCUCGCAUUCUUCACCUGGAUAUCCCAAAAAUUCAUAUUAAUAUGGAUGAGAAGGUAGUAUUUGCUGAAAAUGUGGUUGCUACAGUUUUUGACAAAGCAGAAAGGCAGGUUAGCCACACAAGUUUGACAGCGGAUAGUGGAAUUGGCCAGGAUGGAGUCAGCUUUGCUGAAAGCCUCACUACAGAAAUAAUGACUUCCUGUAUGACAAACAUUAGUCCACCAGCCAACAUAAGCUCUGUGGGAAAAGAAGGGUUUAAUUCUGCUGAAUCCAUAGUCAGCCAGCAGAUGAGUCUCAGCACUGGUGAUGACAGCACUGGCAGCUGGUCCAACCUGAGUUUUGAAGAUGAGCAACCUGAUGAGAAUAGCAGCUUUCUCCACCUCAGUGAUAGUAAUGGUAACAGCAGUAGCUGGAGCAGUCUUGGUUUAGAAGGAGAUAUGUAUGAGGAGAAUUUAUCCUUUCCAACAUCAGACAGUGAUGGAACAGAAGACAAAGAGGAAGAGCUUAAAGAUACAAUUGAAGGGUUGGGAAACAUAGGAAAGGCAUUGGUAAUCAUAAAUGUUGACAUAGGGCCAUGCCUGGUGGACUCCCAGCUGAGAAUGGCCCUGCAGUGGUUGACAGCUUCCGAAGCAGAGGUGGCCGAGCUGCAUUUCCAUGACGGUGUUCCAAAGGAGUUUGUUCUUCUUUCAAAGAAACUGCAAGAGAGAGGCUGGAAAGUGGGAGACCUCUUUCAAGCAGUGCUGAAGUACUGUGAAGUAAUGGAGAAAGCUGCUGAUGGGGAGAGAGCUCUAGGCAGCAAAACCUUUUUUGGGUGGCUUCAGGAACAUGUCUGAAUGCCAUAUGAGAAGAUGCGCUGAUUUCUUCAUGCCUCCUUUGGGAAGAAGGAAAUGUGUAUCGUAUACUUUAAUUAGCAAAUGUACUAUUUGUAUUGUGAUAAGCUUUGGGUUGAAAGUGAGCAUAGCUGUCCUGUCAGGUGCUUUGAGAUGCUCUGUAUGCUUUUUAGCCCAUCUUUUUAUCUUCAUCAUAAGCCCCUCCAUUCAGCCGGUGUGUGUGCACUUCUGGCUAGGCUGUGUUUUGCCUGCAGCAGCAGUGAGAAGGAUGAGCUUUUGUGUGUUGUGUGUAAUAAGGGUUUCAGCUAAACCAGGGCAAAAAAACCAGUUAUACCUCGCUCCUCCUACUUGCCUCUUUCUUUGUGUCCUUUUCCUCUUAACAAGCUCCAAGAGGUAUUCAGAGUCCACUUGCAGUUUGCUUUUGCCACUUUCCCCAGAGCAAAGCAAGACUGCGUUGAUAUCUGCUGCCUCUAAGGCCUAGCUGAACAUGCAAGCAGAAUAGGAGGGUCUGCUCACUCUGACCUGUGAAGACUCUGGUGGAAGCUUGCAUUCCUUGUAAAUUGACUUCUCUUAGCAGCUAGAGAGAGCUGAGAGCAUGCGUUCAGAUGUGUGCUCUCAUUAUAUUUUGAUAUCUUUUUUGAUAUCUAUGAAAAGUUCUAUUUAAAUAAAAUGACCCCCCCCCCAGUUUGUAUGUGAAACAAAUAUGUGCAAAGAAAAAUAAGUGGGUUAUUCUUAAAUGCCUCCCAAUAAAGUAUGACAGUAGCAUCAAAUGCACAAAAAUUGUUAGCCUACCAACAGCUGGAUUUUUGUAGUUUAUGAGGGGGUGUCAGGAAGCAUCUUUGACUUUUGAUCUCUGAAGUACUGUCCCAGGACCAAUGUUGCAUCUUUAUAAAGCAAGUUAAAUUUGUGACAGUUUGUGACAACAGUUGCUUGUGUUGAAGUAGAUUGAACACUGCCUGUAAGAAAAAUUGGCAUUAGUGUUGCACAGCCAUUUUAAUAUACUCACUUUGGAGAUGGAAUGACAAGGUCUGUCCACAUGCGGAACAUUUCUGUGCUGUAGCAGGGUCGGGGCCAUACUUCCAGCUCUGCCCCAAAUGCAUUGCCUCCUUCCUUUGACAGUCGUCUAUUGAGUCUGCUAAGGAAUGCUAACGUCCAAGAAGCCUUUGCAGAGAACCAGGUUCAGCAUGGGAAUGUUGAAGGAAGGGCAUUGGGAGGGGGGCUAAAAUGUUGCCACACCCCUGCUUCAACAUAGGAAUGUCCUACAGGCAAGCAAUGUGUGAAUAAGACAAUAGGUUAGAAAGAAUGGGUUUCUUCACAAUUGCAGUCUGGGACAGGUUGACAUAGUUUUGACACUGAGAUGGGUGGAGCUUUGCCCUCAAUCCAUAUCAGUGCUUAAUCUUAGGACAGCCACUGCCCUGUGUUACCCUUGGCUGGAGGGCAGCAGUACGGCUUUGGUGUUGUACUCCAGCAAAAACAGAGGAGAUCUUUGAUUAUCAAAUCCCAAAGGAGGGCCGAUGGAAGCAAAAGUCUGCUUGCUGCUCCUCCCCUAUGACUUCAGCUUCAUUCAGGUUAUGGCACCUCAAGUAAAAAUGCAUUUCCCGUGUUUCAUUGAGCAUUGCUUCUCUCAAUAUUAUUUUAGCAUGCUUCUGGUCACCUUUUUCACUUUCGUUUUGAGACGUCUUUGUACAUUCCUGUUAAAGCUGAAGUUGUAUUUUAGGCUGUUAUUGUCUGUUGUAACGUUGAGUAUUUUUUCAUGCCAAGCGUUUAUGAAUAGUUGGGAAUGCAGCUGAUUGGAUCAGUUAUGCAGAGUUAGGGCAACUCGCAGCCUGGUUUGAUCUUGAGGCAGUUUACUUCAAAGGAAAUUCUACCGAAGUCCAAGUAAAUGUGUUUAGGAUCGUGGUAUCAGUUGGCCAUUGAUAAAGGCAGUCAAUGAAUUUUGACUUUUUGCACUUUUUGCAUCUUGAGGCCUCAAUUUGAAGAGCAGCCUCCCUCUGUUGACCCCCUUUUAAACCCCUAACAGCUUUGUACUGUGAAAUCUGUGGCUGCUUGAGGGGUGGGAAACAGCUCCUAGCCCAGCGAUCACAGUGAAGGUGGCCGAGGCAUCAGUCCCCGAACCCCCUUCUCCACAGUACUGUUGCACUUGAGCCUAAUGGUUUCUUUGCUGCACACCUUGGUGUGGCACAGAUCUUGUGCCUGUAAAAGGCAAGUUGACAUUCUUCAGUUUCCCAUGGCACACACUUGCAGGGCCAGAAACCUCGCCUGCUCAGUUUUUCUCCUGGACUACAGCUUGAAGGCACAGAAGCUGUAGUGAGGAGUGGAUGACAACUAGAAGCAGUGCUGUAGAACAGCUGGGAAAGGGACAUUGCUGCCUUCCUCCUGGGACUCUGAAACCUACUUAAGUCGCUCACAUACCUCCAAAUGAGAAAGCUGGGGAUUAAGGAGCCUCGGAAGCACCACCCGUGUGAAAGAUACCUUGGAAAAGGAACUCUUCAUCCUCUCCAAGAUUCUUCACAGUCUGGUGUUUCUGAGAAGAGCUACAGGACUUGAGGUCUACAUCACCCCAAAACCCAGCUGAAGUGAAGGUUAAAGCCCUGGUUUUCACCUAGUCUGAACAGCAAGCAAAAGGUGCUUUGCCGCAGCUGCAUUUUGCUUAGUACUUAGGGUUGCUUUCCUACGUUUUUCCUACGUGGAGAACACAGAAAUGUGGUUUCCUUGUCUUCCCAGGACGUGUCAGAUACAUGUGUGAAUGAUGGCCGCGUGUGUAAACUGCAUAUACUUUUCACACUUCUUCCUGCACUGAAGUGCUUUCGGUCCAGGAAAUGCGUAACAUGCAGCUAAAAAGCAAUUUGAAUAAUUAACAGUUGUUUAUAUCUCUGUGUAGCGAAUGAAGCAAACAAGAUCUUUCCCUGUGUAAUGACGACUUUUUGUUUUUUUGUUUUUUGAAAUGUGGUAAUACACUUAGUUGUGAGAUGUGAAUUUCAAGUUGCACUAACCUCGUCUUUGUUGAAGCAGUCUCUUAAAAUAAAUUAUAUAUAAACAUA